UAUGCUUUCUCUUUAUUGCAGCUCCUGCCAGUGUUCGUUAUGUCCAUAAUGAUAUGGUUGUGCCAGACUUCUCUUACAACCGUCGCAAAAGCGUGAUGGAUAACACAAAAUCAUCCCAAGAAAGCAGCGAGGAGAGAAAAACAUUCACCUACUUUAUGAACGGAGCAACCUAUUUGCUCGCUGCAUACGUUGCCAAGAAUGUUGUUGUAAUGUUUGUCUCCAGCUUGAAUCCUGCUGCUGAUGUAUUGGCACUGGCAAAGAUUGAGAUCAAGCUGUCUGAUAUUCCAGAAGGCAGGAAUAUGGUUUUCCAGUGGAGGGGGAAACCCCUGUUUGUGCGUCACAGAACCCAGGCAGAGAUUGAACAAGAAGCUAAAGUACCCUUGAGUGAACUAAGAGACCCACAGCAUGAUUUGGAUAGGGUCAAGAAACCUGAGUGGUUGGUAGUGCUAGGCAUAUGUACCCAUCUUGGCUGUGUACCAAUUGCAGAUUCUGGAGAUUAUGGUGGUUAUUACUGCCCUUGCCAUGGGUCGCAUUAUGAUGCAUCUGGCAGAAUACGUAAAGGCCCAGCUCCACUCAAUCUCGAGGUCCCAGAGCAUGACUUCCCUAGUGAAGAUACACUUGUCGUUGGUUAAAUGUUUGGAUUCUUGUGUACACGUUGAGGAAAGAAUUGAAUCAUAAGAUAUUGCAAAGCAUUAAAGUUGAAUUGUGGGACUAUUCAGCUUUAAUAACGAAUUAAACUUAUGUCGUCUAAUAAGA
Python bivittatus (Burmese python) is the source of this 756-nucleotide messenger RNA. The record is from RefSeq and is a predicted model, not a curated record. Lineage: Eukaryota; Metazoa; Chordata; Lepidosauria; Squamata; Pythonidae.